CCAGGUCCAGGAUGGAGUAGAAGGAGAAGCCUCAGGCCACCCUCACCAAGCCCGUGGGCAGCGACAAGAACGGCGGCACGUGGGUGGUGAAGCUCCGCAAGAUGCCUAGAUAUUAUCCCACUGAGGACAUGCGCGGGAAGCUGCUCAGUCACAGCAAGAAGUCCUUCAGCCAGCACGUGAGGAAGCUGCGGGCAACCAUCACCCCUGGGACAGUCCUCACCAUCCUCACCUGGGGCCACCGAGGCAGGAGAGUGGUGUUCCUGAAGCAGCUGGCCAGUGGUUUACUGCUAGGGACUGGACUUCUUUCCCUCAAUCGGAUCCCUCUGCGUAGAAUACACCAGAAAUUUGUGAUAGCCACCUCCACGAAGAUCGACAUCAGUGGGGUGAAGCUCCCGAAGCACCUCACUGACGCCUACCUCAAGAAGCAGCAGCUGCAGAAGCCGCAGCAUCAAGAGGGUGAGAUCUUUGACACAGAGAAGGAGAAAUACGAAAUCACAGAGCAGCGUAAGGCCGAUCAGAAAGCCGUGGAUUCGCAGAUUCUGCCAAAGAUCAAGGCCAUCCCUCCGCUCCAGGGCUACCUGCGCUCGCUCUUCGCCCUGAAGAACGGCGUUUACCCUCACAAAUUGGUGUUCUGAAUUUCGUAGAAUCUCACUAAAUAUCUAUUUAAAAAAACUGUUGAUUUUGUAG
Molecule: messenger RNA, 687 nt
Organism: Ochotona princeps (American pika)
Lineage: Eukaryota; Metazoa; Chordata; Mammalia; Lagomorpha; Ochotonidae
Product: large ribosomal subunit protein eL6-like
Exons: 1
Coding region: 102-635 (177 amino acids)
Biological process (GO): ribosomal large subunit assembly; cytoplasmic translation
Cellular component (GO): cytosolic large ribosomal subunit; ribosome
Molecular function (GO): structural constituent of ribosome; RNA binding
Source: RefSeq, a predicted model, not a curated record